Onychostoma macrolepis is the source of this 8485-nucleotide messenger RNA. RefSeq names its product zinc finger and BTB domain containing 34 (gene zbtb34). Gene Ontology annotation, biological process: regulation of transcription by RNA polymerase II. Gene Ontology annotation, molecular function: RNA polymerase II cis-regulatory region sequence-specific DNA binding; protein binding; DNA-binding transcription factor activity, RNA polymerase II-specific. Lineage: Eukaryota; Metazoa; Chordata; Actinopteri; Cypriniformes; Cyprinidae. Bases 195 to 1721 code for a protein of 508 amino acids. The record is from RefSeq and is a predicted model, not a curated record. The transcript is spliced from 2 exons.
ACACCGCGUGUCCCCUGGAGACAGCACGCGUCCACUUCCGGUUGGGCAGAGAGCUGGAAAAAUAGCAACGGCUGAGGAGCACAGCUGGGGAAGGAGGAGGCCAGGCUGGAGCUAAAGCGAGUCGCUGUGCAGAGGAAUGGGCGACGUUUGAUCGGAGAAGGUUCUCUACAAACCAGGAGAGACGUCAGUGAGUCAUGGAGGACUGUGGUAGCCUCAUAGAGUUCGAUGUACCUGAGUUCAGCAAUACUGUCCUGAACCAGCUCAAUGAGCUCCGUCUCCAGGGCAAGCUGUGCGACAUCAUUGUGCACAUUCAGGGCCAGCCAUUCCGAGCCCACAAGGCCGUCUUGGCCGCCAGUUCGCCGUACUUCCGCGAUCAUUCAGCACUAGGCACGAUGAGUGGCCUCUCCAUCUCCGUAAUCAAGAGCCCUGAGGUGUUUGAGCAGCUGCUCGCCUUCUGCUACACUGGCCGAAUGUCAUUGCGCCUACGUGAUGUCAUCAGCUUCCUCACGGCUGCCAGCUUCCUCCAAAUGCAGGCUGUGAUUGACAAAUGCACACAGAUUCUUGAGGGUAUUCACUCUAAGAUCAGCGUCCCUGUGCCUGCUGGGAUCGAUCCAGAUAACGAUUGCACCACCUCAAGGGCUGGACGCAAUGGUGUGAAAGACGGAGGUAUCUUUGUAAACCCCACCCAGAUUUCGCCGCCCUACUAUUCUCGUCAGAAUCAUUGCGUGGAGGGGCGAAGCUCAGGUAAGGGAGCGGCAGAAGAGGGUCAGUCAGACCGAGGGAGUAGCGACGGCAUAUCCGAGCAGGAGGUGUCCAUGGAGGUCGAGUCCGAACAAGUAGACCUCAUCGGCAAGGAUGGACAGGUAACCGAUGUCCAUAUCAAGCUGGAGAAAACAGACCGGCCCAGCUACUCCGAUAGCUCAUCGGCCGGUGAUGACGGCUACCACACAGAGCUGGUGGAUGGUGAACAGGUGUUGGCUGUCAGCGUGGGAUCGUAUGGGCCUGUGCUUUCCUCUGCCGGAUACACUUACUCUGCACUACCUUCCUCCUGUUUCGUCAGCCUGAGUUCCUCUAGCCCAUCUCGCUCCUUGCUCAGCAGCGUCCGGGGUGGUCGUGCCCGACCGAAACGUCCCGUGCCUCUUCCAGCCGAUCUGCUAACUCAGCUCAAGCCUGGUGCUGACGAAGGAGAUCCACCUGCGGCGGCAACUACCUUCGAGAACGACGUAAGGGAGCGGAGUUUCCGUGGACAGUGGUACCCCUACAACGAGCGCCUCAUCUGCAUCUACUGCGGCAAGUCCUUCAACCAAAAGGGCAGCCUGGACCGUCACAUGCGUCUGCACAUGGGCAUCACACCCUUCGUCUGCAAGUUCUGUGGCAAGAAGUACACCCGCAAAGACCAGCUGGAGUACCACAUCCGCGGCCACACGGACAACAAACCCUUCCACUGCCAGAUCUGCGGCAAAUGCUUUCCCUUCCAAGGCACACUCAACCAGCAUUUGCGCAAGAAGCACAUGACCUCUGGCACAGAAGUUAACAAUCACACUGACUUGCUGGGAGAGGCACCAGAUGGCCAGAGAGCAGAGCAAGAGGAUGCCUCCGAGGGCGAAGCAGCCUGCGGAGCAGCUUACCCCGAUGAUUUGUCAACAAAAACCCCCAGUGAAGAAAGUGGCAAGUGUAGUCCAGAAGAAAGCCCUGCAUCCAAACCCCUGCGUGGAUACUGAGAAUAAAGUUUUCCUUGUUUGUCCUCCUUAUCUAAUAAGGAAGCAUAAAGGGUUACACUUUUCGCCAUUAAGCCCAGCUGUUUUUAAAGAAGGACAAGAAAUAACCUGCCUUGCGCAUUUUCUACUCGUCCAUUUUUGUGGAAGUUCUACACAAGACAAAGAUCGAGAGAAAGUUUUUAAGGAGUUUUUCAAAGGGAAGGAGUCCUAUAAUCGGGGAGGAGGUCUCUGUAAUCAAGGCCUCCUAAGAGUUUUAUCACAUUUUUGAUAUAUCUAUAUCUAUAUAUAUAUAUAUACAUAUAUAUAUAUUUCCAUGUUUUUCAACAUAUUUACAGAGUAAUAUAGGCAUGUUGCAAUAAUGAAUAAUGUGAAAGCUCAGAUGAGAUGCUUGUCAUAUCACGCUUUUACCUGACCUGUUUUUGCACAUGUGGCCUGUAGUAGGUCACUCACUCACGAGGAAUGGUUUAUCUGCCAGUGCAAGGCUCUUUUUGUGAAACAUCCGUUCAAUACCUCAUUAUACAACCUCAACAUAUACUCAUAAUGGACAGUAUUUGUAGCUUAUCGUCAACUCCAGCCAGGUUUUACCUCAUAGCAAAGAACCUGAACGGAGGGGAAGAGGCUUCUCUCAGUAAAGUCACAUUUGUUUUGUUUUCAUAGGGUUUGAAUGAAUGUUGCGUUGAAACCCCUGAACAAAACAUCUCCACUCUACCAAGGCUUGAUACUUCAGUGAAAUAUUCCUUAGUGAUUGUAUGAAUUCUGGAUUAUUUUUGUUCAUUUUUCUUUAGCAGACAUGUUGUGUGUAUCUAUGAGAAUAUUAUUAGUACAAGGUGUACCUGUGGUGUAUUUUCAGGAUCCAAGAUCUUCCUUUUUUUUUUUCUUUUUUUUUUUUUAAUGCCAUAUUUUUCAUAAAAUCACAGUCUGUCACUCUACACGCAUUCUGUAACAUUAUCCAUUUGGUUUCAGGUAUAUUAUCAACAGUAUAAUCUCAGAUUAGUGCUAGAGUAGCAGCACAGUCAACAAUAUUAUUCACUUAAGGAAUGUUUAGUCAAAUUUGACUUAUGCUUUCGUGCCAAGUUUCUUUCUUUUCUUUUCCUUUCUUUCUUUCUUUCUUUCUUUCUUUCUCUAAAUCUAGCUUUUAAUAAAAAAAAAACAAUGUUUUUUAUGGUUUGAGUUUUACCAAACACCAGUGGGGGAGGGUGUGCCUUUAAAAUGAAAGUUUAAAUUAUAUAUUAAUAUAUUUGUAGAUGCAAUUCUAAAAGUGGUGCAGGAGUCAUGCAAGUUAUGAAAAUUGCCUUAGGGCCAUACCGCCAUGGGAAGAAGGGGGGAAAAAACCUCUUGCUGAAAUAUUUAUAGCAUUAAUGUACACACUCGAUCAGUGGUUAAAAUUUCAAACAGCUCUUCUUGUGUUCAGCUGGCUCGAAAGAACUUUAUUAUUUUUUUUAAACUUGGUGUGGAACAGACAGCUGAGAGAAGAAGCUCUCUUUGGCUUAUCAGACUUGUGCAUCUGUCGAUGUACAGACCAAAACGUAUGGUGUUUCAAUGCAGAAAUGUAUAAUUAAAGAAGAUUCACUUACUGCCGGUAUGCUUUUGUUAAUGUUAAAUUGUAUGGAGGUGUAUUGUUUAUGCUGGAGGUAUAGUGUAGGGUUUCAUACUACAAUAGAGCAGUAAUAAGAUAAACCUGCAGUGUCAGUACCACUGUUGUGGGCACUUUUAUAAAUUUAGUAUUGUGAAGAGAGAGCCCUGGAUGCCUAUUAUCUCCACAAUAUCUCUUCCCAUCCAUUUUCAUUAUAUAACUGGUGCAAAACGUCAUACCUCACUUUGUUUUUUUUUUUGUCUUUUCUUGACCUGUGAUUGAAUAAGGCUCCUUAUUGUUUAUCACAUGCCAAUUGUAGAUACAUUUUGUUAUUUCUUAUCACCACACUGUCUUAUUUGAUUCAUUCUAACAAAUAAUAUAAGCGGCUACAUGAGACGAUAUUUUAUAGUCCUCAAUACAGUCGAGCAUCUGCCUCCCUGACUGUCUGCAGUAUAUUUGAUUUAUAGUUCUUGAUGCUCAGACAGAUUAAAACAUGCCUCGCUUUUACAAGAUUCAAGUGCUUUCAAGUUUGCCUGACAUACCAUUUGGAUAUUUACUUUACCACACCCUCCAUAAGUUAACUUUAACAACCAUUAGCCAAGGAUAGUUAGCGUAAGCAGCGUUCCCUUUUGUUUAGAAACUGCGGUAUUACCUUUCCAGGACAACUCCUUAAUUCUGUGAAGCGCAUCCAGUAUCACGCCUUGGACAAAACUUGUCUCUGAAAGUACGAUAAGUUAAAAUACACAGUGACUUACAUUAUGGUGCUGUUUUGUUUUCAUUUUCAGUUUGCGUACUUUUCUUUUGUGGUGUUUACUCAUAUAAUUUUUUAUUUUUUUAAUCUGCAUUUAUUUCACGGUCUCAGUUAAAGUAUUUUGAGAUUUCAAAUUGAACUUCAGGACUUCUGCCCUUUCUCUCUCUUUCUUUAAACUCAGUUUCACUCAAAGUGCAAAUUUUAGAAUGCUGAACUAUAUUUGUGCCAUUAAAAUCUCUUCAUGUGCUUGUAUUACUGGCAGAUGAGUGAGAAUGAACCUUAUACUUUUAUUUUUACCAGCUCUUGAGCUAUGAAUCAGUUUUAAACAAUGAGCCAAUGUGAUAACUACAGUUAUCAAGAGCCAAAACUCUGAAUACAGAACACCUUGUACUACUGACAGCAUGUUUGGUGUCGUUCUGUGACAUGAGAUGCCAUGUAUGCCAUUUGAAACAUUGUAAGCCUGACUGCUUUCUUCCCUCAACAUGUUUAGAUUUGCUCUGUUCCUUUAUCGUAAUGUUCCCGUUCAUCUUAGAUAAUGUGAACGUGACUUUGGCCACUAACCAAAGAGCAAACCAAAAAUUGUAAAGGGUUUGUGUAGUAUGUUGCACAGCGGACAAAAGAGAGACCAAAAGCAAGCCCUGGAACAAAUGAAUCUGUUUUAGAUGUGUCAGUAGAUCUUCACCGUCUCAUUUCCCAGCCUCAUGCUGGCUCUAACACCUGUCGGGAUUUUAUAGCAUUGGCUGUCAUUUAUUUCACACAUUGGUGUUAGGUAGGUUUUGUUGAGAUAAUGUUUUACAGUGAAUGAAGCUGUAAGCUUUAGUAUUUGAUGAACAGAUUUUGGAUGUUGUUCUGUGGUCUUUAAAAAAUGAUGGUACAAACAGAUUAUUUUUUUUUUUUGUCAAGGAAGUUGAUUGAUCCGGUGCCUUGAUGUGAAACAUAGGCUUCACUACUCUUUGAGGUCAGCAAGAUUUUUAUUUUUAUUUAAUUUUUUUUCAGAAAUAAUGCAUUCAGUUUAUCAAAAGUGAUACUAAAGACAUUUAGAAUGUUAUAAAAUAUUUGAAUUUCAAAUAAAUGCUGUUCUUUUAAACUGUCUUGGUAUGGCUUCCAUAAAAAUACUGAGCAGCAAAAUAUUAAUAUUUUCAACAUUAAGAAGAAGAAAUGUUUCUUAAGCAGCAAAUCAGUGUAUUAGAAUGAUUUCUGAAGGGUCAUGUGACACUGAAGCCUGGAGUAAUGUAUGCUGAAAAUUCAGCUUUUCCAUCACAGAAAAAAAAAUGAUAAUUUAAAAUAUAAUAAAAUAGAAAAUAUUUAUUUUAAAUGAUAAUAUUUCACAAUAUUACUGUUUUGCUGUGAGUCUUUUAAAAACAUUUAAAAAUCUUACUGACCCCAAACAUUUGAAUUGAAGUGUAUGUGAAUCACUUACGCCGCAGUUUUUUUGUUUUGUUUUGCCAUGCAAGAUUAUGGAAAUGAGAUGAGGGGUUCCUUCAAAGAAGGGAGAAAUGUUUGUUAUUUUUGGAUGUAUCAAUGUAUCAGCCUGGUCUUUUGUAAAAAAAAUAUUGAACUUAUGGUAAUAUGCAAAAGCAAUAUGCCUGUUAGAUCAUAAUUGAGACAUGCAGUAAGGGUUCUGUCUGUAUAGUUGCAUUUGUUUUACUCUGUGUCAUUCUUUUUGUUUCUAUGGGGAAACAUCCUAUUUGUAGGGGAUCGAUAUGCAUUGAAGCGACAGAGAUUUUCACGUCAGAAUCAGUAUGCAGUUUUGACAGAAAGUGAAUAUGCUGAAAUAAUAAUAAAAUGGGACAAUCAAACAGCUUCGCGAUGCGUAAGCUUCCUCUUAAAAAUAAGUUUCAAAAAAGUUAGUUGAUUUAUGCUUGGCUAUAACCUCAUCAGAAUGAUGAUGCUUUCAGGUUAGCAGAUCGCUGUAUUAUGUAUAUUGUUUGGUCUGGGGGGGGGAAAUAUGCAUGUCGGCCCACUUAUUGUUCAAGUAGAAUUGCAUGGUGCCCUCCACGUUAUAAAACGAAACUACAGAUUACUUUUUGUUUUUGUCUUAAAACUUGAAAGUGAUUUUCAUUUAUAGCUAUAUCUCUUAUGUGAUAUUUCACCUGGCAUGCACUUAAUGAUUCUUAAAAAAAUAAUACAUAAUGUAUUCCAUAAGGGAUUAAUUGACCAUGUAAUGCUCCCAACUUAUGGGACUCAUAAGGCCUCAAAUAUUUUAUCGCUUGGGAUGUGUUUCCCCUUUAAUGGUGCUUUUACGACUGGUCAGGUUUCUUUUUGGUUUUUAUAAUGUAUAAGCAAAAAGAUGUUAAAUCGGUGAAAUGGGGUUAACAUACACUUGUAAAUGAUUUAAUGAACUGUACUAAUAGAGUCAUACUCCACCAACUGACCUAGAUACUCAUGGUCCAUAUUCACUCGCUUUGUUCACAUAAAACCAGUUCAGUUUGUGCCAUGCACAAUAAUCAAAAAAGAAGUGUUUACAGGGAAGGCUGUUGGACUACUUUUUGAUUGUGCAGCUCGUCCUUUUUAACUGUUGAAAACUGUUGACUUACUUCAGGUAGUUUAUGAACACUGAGCUAAACCUAGAGAUAUUGAAGAAAAGAAAAUCUUGAAGUCUUCCAUUGGUUCUCCACUUCCAACAUGUCUCCACUGUGUAAUAUGCAAAAGCAAUAACCUUACUAAGAGCCUUUUUUUUCUUCUUCUUUCUUUGGAGUCUGUCUGCCUCUCAGAUUGCAGGAGGAUUUUGUCUCAAAAUGAAUGCAUUCAGGAUGUCAGGGAGCCGAGGUCAUUUAUGGCUAAGAGAGGAUUUUUCUCAUUUUUUAAGAUAUAUACUUUUAUGUGAAAACUUGGACAGAUUGGGCAAAUAUGCUUCUACAGAGUGGCUUGUUUUCGUGGUCACCACAAUCUGUACUUCAUCGACCUGCCACCUCGGUGUCACUGGUGAGAAGUUGCAUCUUUUUUCUUUUUAUGUGUGUCAAAUAAGAAAGGGAUCUUUGAGAGAUGUAACCUGCCACUAAAGAUCUUCUUUCUUCGUGCUUUGAGAUUGCAGAUAUAACGGGCCAAUCAGAAUUAUUAAAAGAACAGUUGACCCAAAAAUGAAAAUAUGCUGAAAAUGCACUAUGGCAAUUUGAGAUGUAACAUAUUUGAAGAAAUUUAGCAUUUUAUCACUUGCUCAGCAAUGAAUGGAGUGAAUGGGUGCCGUCAGAAUAAUAGUUCAAGCAGCUGAUAAAAACAUCACAAUCCACAAGUAAUCCACACGACUCACACUCCAAUCAAUUAACAUCUUAUGAAGUGAAAAGCUGUGUUUGUAAGAAACAAAGCCAUCGUUAAGCCGUUUGAAUUUUAAAUUGUUGCGCCUGGUCAAAAUACCAGUCCAUAAUGAGUCUUCCUCCAGUGAAAAAGUCCAUCAUCUGUUGUCCUCUCACAUCAAAAUCCACCGACAUAUUUGUUUAUAACUGUUUUGGCUUAUAAAGGUUGUUUGAUCAGUGCAUAUUUCGCUCCUGAUUCAGACAAGAUGACUUUUUCACUGGAGAAAGCAAUGCUAUGGAUAGAGGACUUGUAUUUUAGUUGGAAGCUACAGUUUGAAGUUUAAAAAUUUGGAUUUUCACUCCAGAAGACAUUAAGAGUCUUGUGGAUUGCGUUUAUUGUUUUUGGACACUCAUUCUGACGGCACCCAUUCACUGCAGAGGAUCCACUUGGUGAGCAAAUGGUGUAAUGCUACAUUUCUAUAAAUCUGUUCUGAUGAAGUUGACUCAUCUACAUCUUGGAUGGCCUGAGGUUGAGUACAUUUUCAUCAAACUUUCAUUUCUGGAUGACUGUUCCUUUAAAUGCAAGCUCUGUCAGACUCUUGUUCUCUCUUGUAUUCGGGACAUUGCAAAAAGUAAAAAGUAGAACUCAGGGUUUACUAGUAUUCAGAAAAUGCCAUUUUGGAUGCGCAAUGAUCUUUGUGCGUCCAAAACUAAGCUUGCACUUUUACUUCAGGUGGGGAAACAAUUCCUCAGUCAUUGGUUCCCAAAACAGUCUGCCUCAUAGGUGUGGUAAGAUGCACCUAAAUGUUUCCGUUCAUGCUCUUCCCGGAUGCAUGGGAGUUUCACCGCAGAGGAAAGCAGAUCUUUAGGUCUUACCGUAUUAGUAGCACUCUGUCCAACCUUCUGUCAUCCAUUUAUACGUACAACCUCACAACCCAACUGUGAACCUCAGAACUCUACUGUUUUAUACAACUAUGAAGUACAUGAAGCUAGCUGACGCCGAUGCUGUAACAAUUAACUCGCCAUUUUUGAAUUUUAUUUUAUAGCAUGAAAUAUAAAAUUAUAUUUAUUCAAAUUAUAUAUUUUACUCAUAAUCAUUCUGUGCUGCUUUUUAUUUUCGUUCUUAAAGCUUGUAUAUUGCUUUUUUAUGAUACAAAGAAAUGUCAAUAGAUAAAAAAUGCAUUUGUUUGUACAAUAAAGAUGCUGAUUU